AUGACGGCUCAAAUGGAAAAUCAACUUUGUAAGCUGUUUGUCGGCGGUCUCAACGUCCAAACCACCGACGAUGGACUGCGAGAGCAUUUCGAGCAGUUCGGGAAGCUCACUGACUGCGUGGUGGUGCAGAACCAGCAGCUGAAGCGCUCACGUUGCUUCGGUUUCGUGACCUACUCGAGCCCGGAGGAGGCAGACGCGGCCAUGGCGGCCCGACCUCAUGUUCUGGAUGGCAACAACGUCGAGCUGAAGAGGGCCGUUGCGCGGGAAGAUGCAGGCAAGCCCGAGGCUCUCGCAAAAGUGAAGAAGAUAUUCAUCGGCGGUCUUAAAGACGAUAUCGAGGAGGAUCAUCUCCUCGACUGCUUCUCGCAGUUCGGUGCGGUGGAGAAGGCGGAGGUGAUCACAGACAAAGAGACCGGCAAGAAGCGCGGCUUCGGCUUUGUUUAUUUUGAGGAUAACGAUUCGGCCGAUAAAGCAGUGGUGCUCAAGUAUCACAUUAUUAACGGUCAUAAAGUGGAGGUGAAGAAAGCCCUGACCAAGCAGGAGAUGCAGGCUGCUGGUAGUCGCGGUGGCCGCGGCGGCCGAGGAGGUGGACGGGGGAUGGGCAGACCGCAGAACGGCUAUGGCGGGCGCGGCGGCGGAUACGGCAACUACGGCGGCGGCUAUGGGGGCAAUGACGGCUAUGGAGGCGGAUACGGUGGCGGGUAUGGGGGAGGCUACGGGGACCAAAUGGAGGGCUACGGCGGUGGUAACGGCUACAAUGACUUUGGCAGCGGCUAUGGCCAGCAGUCCUCUGGCUAUGGCCCAAUGAAAGGUAAUUACUCGGGCAGAAGCAACGCUCCUUACUCCCGAGGUGGUGGUGGUGGUGGUUACGGCAGGGGGGGUUACGGAGGCUCGUAUUAGGAGCGUUUAUUAGGUCUGAUAUUAAGAGCAGCUCCUUCCCCAGCCCACAUCACAGUUUUGACCACACAUUAUCUUCAGCUAAGUAGCCAGAUUUAGCCACCUUAAUGUGGCUUGGCAUUGACUGAAUCACUCAAGCUCCAUUCAGGAGGUCACAACUUAUCCAGCCUAGCAAAUCAUAGGUAGGGCUCACCUAUCCGACUUUGCUCAACAUCUUACAGCUGUUACUACUACUACUACACAUCCUUUUGCUCUCUUCCCUGAAGUACCUAGGGAUAAUUUUUUUCAGCAAGACAUAGGACUACUACUCUGGAUCUCUACUUAUUAUAAGACUGGCCAGUGGUGGCUGGCGCAGGCUACCUGUUUCUCACACGUUUUUUUUGUGCAUUGGGAUUAAGUUAAGAUUAGUAUUUUUGCUUGUUAGUGUUGGCAUGUUUUUCUCCUUUUAGUAUAUGUAUUGUAUCUUUAUUGUGUCUUUGUUUUCUUCUUUUCAAGACGUAUUUAAAUCUGGUUUUAAUUUAGAACCAAUCGCAGUGAACCCCCUGUAGAGAUUCAAGAUUUCAUUGGUUGGCUGCAGGCACUAUUUGCAUAUCACGUGAUCUAUAGAGUGCAACAGUCUGGUUCACGAAGUAAAAUACUAUAAUUUUUUUUUUUUUUUUUUUUAAUAAGUGGAAUUCCUGGUAAAAAGAAACUACAUUAACCAUGAUUCUGUAAAAAAAAAAAAUCCACCAAUCAGAAUUGAAACAAGCAACUUUUGCUUGUAAAUUUUAUUUAUUUUUUUGUAAAAACACUUUAGCACCCGCAUACUCCCAUGAAGCAUGGCGAAUGAAGUAAUAGUCGCUCUCAAACUACUUAAAUAUUGUGUGUAUAUAAAAAAUAUUGUUUGUGUACACUCAAAUUUAAAUCGAUAGUUUUACAUCAUUUUUAAUUUUUCAUUCGCAAUUCUUCUUGGGACUGUAGUUCUUUCCCUCAUUAAAGCAGUUCCAAAUGCCACUUUCUUUAAAUCAAAGUUUGUAAUGAUGUGAUUCACCUUGUAGCUGGUUGAUUUGUUUCAUUCAUGGUUCAUAAUGUUUAAACAAAGACUUUUUUUUUUUUUUUUUUUUUAAAUUAAAAUAUUUCCAGUAAUAAGGCCACUAAAAAAAGUUGACCGGCACUAAUGCGCUUGAAAGACUUGCUGCAGAGUCUGUUGCCAACCAAUGAAAGAUUCAACUUUUAUUUAAUUAGGCUCGAUGGCAACUGGAAGUUGUUCGUCCUAACAUAAGAAACGUGUUGGAAUAAACAAACUUCUGUGGCGUCUCAGUGAAAACAAAGUUAAAUGGACUAGUUUCAGUUUCAAAUGUUCAGACUUACUUAAAAACCCCCUCAAUAUCCGUUAAUAUAGUGACUCUUAACGUGUGUCUCCCAAUUAGUGUCAUUUGUUAAAUAGUUAAUUCUGAAAAUAUUGUCAUUGGUGUUACAGUGAACCUUUUUGACGGGACUCUGAAGACAGAUUUGAGUUGUUUUUCUACAGUUUAAUUAUUUAGUAAAGGACUUAAAUGUUCUUGUCUCAUUGUAUUACUGCUUCAACGGAAUAACCUAUUGAAUAUUCAUUGUUUAUUUCAGAUACAACUGAACUGUAUGUACUUCUGUUAAUAAAAACCAUUACUCCGUAGCCAUUAUGGUUCUUGACAAGCUGAGAUUUAUUGGGUGGUUUUGACGUGUAUAUAUAUAUAUAUAUAUAUAUAUAUAUAUGAGGCCCGUUUAGUGAUUUGUCUUCCCAACUAGGUAAGACUAAAAUUGGAGGUGCAUCCUUUGUCUUUAUCAGACAUUGGCUCUAGUGCUCCAUAUAUUAAUGCCAUUUCUUUGCAUCAGACAUGUGGGGAUGUUAAUAUUUUCCCAACCAUAUGUUGUCUUUAUUCUUAAAAUAUGUUUAGAGCUUUGUUCCAAUACUUUUAGUGAUCAAAUAAGAUGGAUCUAUACCUUAGCUGUGUCCACUACUACGUCAUUGGAUUCUCCAGGGGUACUCCAGAGAUGUAGAAACCCAGCUGAAAAUCCAUAGGAUAAUCGCACCAGGUUUGUAGAAAUACUUUAUACACAAGACAUUACAUCAGGUGUGUCUUUAACAUACUUUGGAUCCACCUGGAAGAAAAUCAGGUAUUUGUGAGUCGUUAACGUAAAGCGUGCAUGCAAAAUUUCCUAAAUACUAGCUGUGAAUAGCGUUAACUUGCGGUGAUCAUGUAACAUAGAGGAAAAGUGGCAAUUAGAACAUGCUCUGUAGUUCAAUGUGUGUGACGCUGUGGUGAUUGUGGUCUAUGUAGUUAUGUCUUAAUCAAAUAUUUUAGCCGAUUUCCAGUUUAAGGUCAAACCGGAGAAUGGAGCUUAUAGUUCCUGUAUACUUGAUGCAUUAGUUCCAGAUAUUAAUGACAUCAAAUGCAAAGGAGAUCAGCAUUUAUUAAGCAAGGUUUGUGCUUUCAGUUAUUUACUUUACAUCUUAUCAAUCCCCCUCCCCUCCUCAUCUCGGUGUUUUGCUCGUGUUUUGUCCUUCUACAUUUCUGGGACUCUUAAGUGGACAGUGGAUAUUGUUCAUUAUUCAGUGAGACUAGUGAAGAUUCAAGUGAGAUCUGCUACUCUCAUUCUUAAAGCACACCUCCUACAUAGACCCUCAAAGGCACAGUGUGUAAAUCUGAUGGGGUUGUGUCAUAGAUUGACUGUAGACAGACAUGUUUCAGGACACUGUUGACUUGACACUUACAUGCAUCUGCAUCUGUCUUCUUUUUCCACAGAGGGUAUGCAAUGGAAGGAUUUAAAUAAAAUCUCACUUCCAACUGCGGCCGCUUGAUGAACCUCUGCUGUGGCUGUGAAUCCAGUUGCUCUGAAAUGUUAAGGAAGAACUUCAUCAGUCAGUUUGUCUUGCAGAGUUUGCAUAUGAAUGCAUAUGCAUGCUAGAUUCCUGUGGACUUCUUAAGAGGCAGGGUGCCUAUGGCCUGGUGCCAAGAUGAUGCCAUGAUAACAGUACCCGGAGGGCGGCUUCAUUCGGAUGCCAUGACUGCAGUUGAAUCUAAUGCAAAAAGUGAUUGGAAUACAUGUGCAUAUGAACAGGAAUGAACCUGGCAUUGAAUGUGUUGUAUGAAUUAAAUAAAGAAAAGUGAACUGAA
Ctenopharyngodon idella (grass carp) is the source of this 4031-nucleotide messenger RNA. RefSeq names its product heterogeneous nuclear ribonucleoprotein A0a (gene hnrnpa0a). The transcript is spliced from 3 exons. Bases 1 to 900 code for a protein of 299 amino acids. Gene Ontology annotation, molecular function: RNA binding. The record is from RefSeq and is a predicted model, not a curated record. Lineage: Eukaryota; Metazoa; Chordata; Actinopteri; Cypriniformes; Xenocyprididae.